Nicotiana tabacum (common tobacco) is the source of this 549-nucleotide messenger RNA. The record is from RefSeq and is a predicted model, not a curated record. NCBI's taxonomy places the organism in Eukaryota, Viridiplantae, Streptophyta, Magnoliopsida, Solanales, Solanaceae.
AUGGAGAGGUUGGAAUUGUGGGAUCACUUGUAUUACUUGGCAAGUGAUAUGGAAUUACCAUGGUUGGUAGGAGGGUAUUUCAAUGAGGUAUUGCAUGAAGAUCAAAAAAUAGGGGGACUUCCAGUACACCCUCCUAAAUAUGAGGAUUUUGCAUUUUGUGUAAACUCUUGUGGUUUGUUUGAGCAAGGGUACAAAGGAAGUCGAUUUACAUGGUGGAAUGGGAGAUCCAAUGCAGAGUAUAUAUUCAAGAGAUUGGAUAGGAGUUUUGUGAAUUUUCCAUUUCAUAACAUGUUUCCAAAUAUUGAAGUUGAAUAUCUAAUCAGAACUGGAUCACAUCAUGCACUAUUGCUAAUGACAUGUGGGGUGCAGACAACCAAUUUUGUCAAGCCUUUCAGAUUCUUGAACUUUUGGACAAAGCAUGCUACAUUUAUGGAUGUGGUGAGGCAGAAUUGGGAAGCUGAUUUCAUAGGGGAUCCGUUUUUGAUGUUCAAGAAAAAUAUCAAGAGGGUGAAGGCAACAUCUCAAAAUAGAGUAGGGAACACUUGGUGA